This is a messenger RNA of Engraulis encrasicolus (European anchovy), 3329 nucleotides long. Its product is annotated as solute carrier family 12 member 9-like. Gene Ontology annotation, molecular function: potassium:chloride symporter activity. The record is from RefSeq and is a predicted model, not a curated record. Gene Ontology annotation, biological process: potassium ion homeostasis; cell volume homeostasis; chloride ion homeostasis. Gene Ontology annotation, cellular component: membrane. The coding region runs from base 131 to 2971 and encodes 946 amino acids. The transcript has 14 exons. NCBI's taxonomy places the organism in Eukaryota, Metazoa, Chordata, Actinopteri, Clupeiformes, Engraulidae.
UUCCAAAACGUGGUCGUUGUACACAGUCAAUUUUACCUUUCCAGACGGCGCAGAGGGCUGCUGGUAUGCUAACCAAAUCUCUGCCAGUGCAGGACGACGACGUAUCAGUUCAGGCUGAAAGGUCGCCAAAAUGUCUGAGAAGACACCCUUGUUGCACUACCGACUAUCUUCAAACGCAUCCGGCUCGGAGCGAUCGCUUGGAGUCACCGUUGAGAAUGCAUCGAGUGUACCUCGAGAGGCCCCAGAAAAGCCCCCCAAGAAGCUGUCAACUUUUUUCGGGGUCAUCAUACCAACAGUCUUGUCCAUGUUCAGCGUCGUUGUGUUUCUUCGAAUAGGGUUUGUGGUCGGACAUGCAGGACUCUACCAGUCCAUUUUGAUGUUCUUCAUAGCCUAUCUUAUUAUAACAAUGACCGUGCUUUCAGUGUGUGCUGUUUCAACUAAUGGUGCGUUGGAUGCAGGUGGGGCAUACUACAUGAUUAGCCGAGCAUUGGGACCGGAGUUUGGAGGCAGCAUUGGAAUCAUGUUCUUCUUUGCUAACGUUUGUGGGUGUGCUCUUUAUGUCCUUGGCCUGGUGGAAGCAAUUGCUGUGACAUUCGGUAUUUCUGAAGAAUCGACUGGUUUGACCCAUUCUGAAUCCUACCGGGUCCUUCCGGUUGGCUACUGGUGGUCUCUCCUGUAUGGCUCUGGCAUCCUGCUCAUAUGCCUCGUGGUGUGCAUGGUCGGGGCCCACAUCUAUGCCAAGGCCACCUUCCUCAUCUUCCUCAUUGUGAUGACUGUACUGGGCUCUAUAUUUGUCAGUUUCUUCGUUGUUGGGCCAAGGGUAGUUGUCUUGCCAGGUGCCUUUGCCAAUUCGACUCUGCCAUCGUGGGCCAACUAUACUGGCUUCAAACUGGACACCUUGCUGGGAAAUUUGUGGGCCAGCUACACAGUGGACUACACCACGGGCUCUGUGAUGACUUUUGCUAAGGUCUUUGCUGUCAUGUUCAAUGGGUGCACUGGCAUCAUGGCUGGGUCCAACAUGUCCGGUGACUUAAAGAACCCGAGCUAUUCCAUUCCACGUGGAACCCUGACUGCGGUCGUCUUCACCUUCAUCACCUAUAACCUGCUGGCAUGGCUCGUCUCAUGCACUUGUGACCAUAUGCUCCUGCAGAGGAACUACAGCUUUCUGAGAGAUAUUAACAUCUGGUGCCCCCUCGUUACUGUGGGUGUAUACUCAUCCACGCUUUCGGCAGCCAUGAGUAAUCUUAUUGGGGCUUCGAGGAUCCUUUUCGCUCUGUCAAGAGACAAUUUAUUUGGCGGCGUUCUAGCUCCAGCGAGUCGGGUGUCUGAAGGAGGAAAUCCAUGGGUCUCUGUCCUCAUCUCCUGGUCACUUGUGCAGGUGGUUCUGUUGUCAGGGAAAUUGAACACCAUUGCCAGCAUCGUCACCAUAUUCUUCCUAUUAGUGUAUGCUGCUGUUGAUCUGGCUUGUCUAGCGCUCGAAUGGGCAUCUGCUCCAAACUUUAGGCCAAGCUUUCAGUACUUCACCUGGCACACGUGUGCUCUGGGCAUCCUGGGCUGUCUGGUGAUGAUGUUCCUGAUCAGUGCCAUCUACGCCUCAGUCAGCAUUGCCUUCAUGCUGGUGCUGCUGCUCCUCAUCCACUACCUGUGCCCCACCAGCAGCUGGGGAUACAUCUCCCAGGCCCUCAUCUUUCAUCAGGUGCGCAAGUAUCUACUGAUGCUGGAUGUGCGUAAGGACCAUGUGAAGUUCUGGCGGCCUCAGGUGCUGCUCAUGGUGGCCAACCCACGGGGCAGUACGGGCCUCAUCACCUUCAUCAACGAUGUCAAGAAGAGCGGCCUCUAUGUGCUCGGCCAUGUACAGCUGGGAGAACUGGAGUUGCUGCCUGCCGAUCCGCUUCAGUCAUGCUACGACUCCUGGCUCUCACUGGUCGACCAUCUCAACAUCAAGGCCUUUGUCAGUCUCACUCUGGCGGACUCUGUUCGGCACGGGAUCCAGCACCUGCUGUUCAUCUCUGGUUUAGGGGGAAUGAGGCCUAAUAUCCUGGUACUUGGCUUUUACGAUGACUGCUGCCCGCAAGACAACCUGCAGGAUGGAGUCUUCACCACUGGCACACGGUCUUUGGACCGGUUUGGCCCUGCCAAAGCAGCAAAGACAAUCUUCCACUUCCCUGCAGUCCGAGCCGACCGAGCGGGCAGUGAAAGCGGAAGCGCUAAAGACCUGUCUGUGGAAGAGUAUGUGUACGUGAUUGCAGACGCCGUGAAGAUGCAGAAGAGUGUGGCCCUGGCACGAUAUUUCAGCUCUUUCAACCGAUCAGAGGUACUGGCCAAAGCAAAACCAGGCCACUCUGGUCUCUUUGUUGACGUGUGGCCGUUGAACCUCCUGAGGCCAGACAACGUGGCCUACGUGGACACGUGCUCCCUCUUCCUGCUGCAGCUGGCCUGUGUGCUGCACAUGUCGCACGCGUGGCACCAGGCCAGGCUUCGGCUCUUCCUGUGCGUGGAGACUGGCAGCUGCCUGGAGGAAGCCAAGGAGAAGCUGCAGAGGAUGCUGAAGGACCUGCGCAUCACCGCGGACGUCUACACCGUCCCCUGGGACCACGUGGUCGGCCUACACGGCCUGAGGAAAAUGCAUGGUGGUGGGCAGAUCCCAAAGAUGGCCGCCGAAGAUGGCAAAGCUCAGUCCAGCCCAGAGGUUAAUGAUGGCGGUGCUGCUGCUGCUGCUGCAGAGUGCGUGCAGCAGAACUUCCCCAGUAACACCACGCUGCUGUCUGACGACUUCCUUUGCGCAGUGAACCUACUGAUUCGUGAGAAUGGGGAUCCUCCCCCCGCCGUGCGUUUCCUAUAUCUCCCUCGACCACCAGCAGACACGCGCCGCUAUUCCUCUUACCUGCACCAGCUGGACCUGCUGAGUCAGGACCUGGGGCCCACUUUACUUAUUCACGGUGUUACCCCUGUUAUCACCACUGCUCUGUAGAUAUGGCUAUGCCCUUGACCAAAUUUGGGGAGGAAAAAAAUCAGGAAUUUUAUGUGACGUUUGCCUUUUUUGGGCAGUCAUCAUGGGUAAGUGGUUAGGGUGUCAGACUUGUAUCUCAAAGGGUAAUUAGCCAGUGCUCUCCCCCAUCCUCCUCCAUCACUGAGGUACGCUGACUAUGGUACUGCCCCGCCGCACUGCUCCCUUGGGUUGGCAUUGGGGGCUUCCCCUUGCACAGGAGAGAUAUCAGAGUUUCUGGGCUUUCAAGCCUUCACUUUCUGCCCUCCACAGUUGAAAUUGUCUGAUGUCUGACCAUUUUGUCUUGUGUGUUUAAUAAAUAAAUAUGUAUUGUUUGGCAUAA